This is a messenger RNA of Chenopodium quinoa (quinoa), 3976 nucleotides long. RefSeq names its product putative protein FAR1-RELATED SEQUENCE 10. The transcript has 4 exons. Gene Ontology annotation, molecular function: zinc ion binding. The coding region runs from base 1448 to 3505 and encodes 685 amino acids. NCBI's taxonomy places the organism in Eukaryota, Viridiplantae, Streptophyta, Magnoliopsida, Caryophyllales, Amaranthaceae. The record is from RefSeq and is a predicted model, not a curated record. Gene Ontology annotation, biological process: regulation of DNA-templated transcription.
CCGCGUAAGCUUCUCUCCAAUAAAAAAUAGCUUUUAUCCCGUUAGAGACAGCGUUAACUCUUUUAAUCUCCACGAGUGGAUGCGCAUCAACGGUUCCACUCUUCUCCAGCUAAGGUUUUUCAUCGGCAUUUUAGCUAUGCUCCUCACAGCAGUUGUCGAUUGUUAAGGGCUGAGCUUGUGUGUUGGAGAUCUGCAAAUAAAGUUCAUUUCUCGAUUUUGUCCUGUUUAUUCAUUUUUGGGUAUUUUCGAUUGAAUUUUAGUUAUCUUGAAUGUUUAAUUCCUUAGUUUGAAUUGCUUGUAGUAGGAAUAUUAUCUUGUUUGUUUAAUUCGUUAGUUAUAAGUUUGUCGAAGAAUACAAACAGAACAAAAUAUGCGAUUUUGACAAAAUGACAGAGAAAUUCAUGUUCACAUCUCACAUACCUUCAACAAUGAACGAACAUCACCAUUAACGGCCUUCAAAGACGAAUCAUCAACGAUUCAGGAGGUCUGAGCUUUAGGGUUUCGUGUCGUGGCAAAGAGGGUUUCAAGCUCCACCAAGGUCCAGACCCCAGACGCAGCUAACAGGGAAGAUAAACGUCUGUUUGAAUCGCUCUUAAAAACAUUAUUUACCCAAUACCGAAAAUACCCUUAUUAAUUUGCCUAUAUUAAUUAGACAAUUUUUAAGUCGUAGCAAUGUAGCAUUUGGAAAUGUAAUUUAAUUUCAACAUCUUCAUCUUUGCAGUAUGCCGAGAGGGGUUUUCGUGGGGUUUAUCUUUCUCUCUUCCCCUUUUCAAAGGUUAACGAUGUUUUUGGUGGGCGUAAGGGAUUAGAAAUCAGCUGGCAUGGCCAUCCCUGAGUGACGUGGAUGGAAAGAUGGGACUGAAAUAAAGUAAGCAAAUUUUCUCAUUGGGAAGUUGGUGGGGUAGAUUUGUUUUUCUUGCUUCUUUACAGUGGUGUUCUAUGCUUGUAUUUCCAGGUUAAAUUUUAAUAGAUAUUUUUAAUGUGAUAGGCAUGCAUUGUCAUUUUGUUGGGCUUUAUGUUCACUCUUGAUCCUUUUUAGAUGUACGUUCUUUGUUGUGAAAAAGUAUUCCUUUUUAUCUAAAUAAUAUGUUAUAGAUCUUGUUUAAUCCCUUAAUCAAGGAAGGAAAGUAAAUGAUUUGAAUUUGAGAAAGAAACGAUGAAGCCUGUACAGUUAAAAACACAGUUAAAACACCUGAUUGUUUUAAGUCUCUAAAGUGUCCCAUUUUAUCUCACCUGUGUUGAAAUUCUUCUGUUUGUCAACCUACUACGACAACCAAAUAAGCUUGAUCUACUAGGUCUUCGGGAUAUAUCCAACAUGUUUUGCACCAAGUAAAUCAGCUUAGUUUUUAAUACAUAAAAUCUCUCUACAUGUCAAUUAUGAGUGGAUUUCUUAUGCUGGUGGGAAUGGAAAUUUGGAUAUAUUUGUUAUUGUACCUGUAGAUUAGCAAUGAAACCAGCAAAUAAUAUUUGGAUUCAAAAGGAGCAAUGCCCCUGUGGAGACUGGAAGUGUUUUAUCAAAUAUGAAGGGGAGGAACAAGGUCAAGCUUGUCAACCAACAAAAAAUGGGACAUCAUUAUCAUCUUCUUCUGAAGUUGUCUUUGCACCUUAUGUGGGUCAGAUUUUUAAAAGUGAUGACGAAGCUUUCGAGUACUACAUUAACUUUGCUCGAAGGAAUGGGUUUUCAAUCAGGAAAGCACGAUCUACUGAAAGCCAUAAUCUUGGUGUUUACAGAAGGGAUUUUGUUUGUUAUCGUUCCGGAUUCAAUCAACCUAGGAAAAAAGUUAAUGUAGAGCAUCCCAGAGACCGCAAAUCAGUACGCUGUGGAUGUGAUGCAAAAUUAUACUUGACUAAGGAAAUCGUGAAUUGUGUUACACAGUGGUAUGUUUCCCAAUUCAGUAAUGUACAUAACCAUGAAUUGCUAGAAGAUGAUCAAGUGCGUUUGCUUCCUGCAUACCGGAAAAUACAAGAAGCUGAUCAAGAACGGAUUAUUUUACUCUCCAAAGCUGGGUUUCCUGUUAAUAGGAUAAUCAAGAUCUUGGAACUGGAAAAGGGUGUUCAACCUGGGCAACUGCCUUUCAUAGAGAAAGACAUUAGAAACUUUCUCCGUAAUUGCAAGAAAACAGUUCAAGAAAAUGAUGCUCUUCUUACUGAGAAAAGGAUAACUGAUAUGAUGGAGCUGCUUGAAGCUUGCAAGGCCAUGGCAGAAAGGGAUGAGGAUUUUAUCUUUGAUUUUUUAACAGAUGCAAAUGGCAAAGUCGAAAACAUAGCAUGGUCAUAUGGCGACUCUGUUCGUGCCUUUAACCUUUUUGGUGAUGCUGUUCAAUUCGACAUUACUUAUCAAUCCAUCACUUACGGGAUGCUUCUGGGUUUAUUGUCUGGUAUAGAUAAUCAUGGCAAGCCAAUUGUCUUUGCCUGUGCUCUUGUCCAGGAAGAAAAUCCCCAUGCAAUUGUGUGGGCCUUACAGACAGUUGUGCGAUUCAUGCGAGGGAGACCGCAGACGAUAGUGACUGAUCUAGAGCCAGGGUUAAGAGACUCCAUAGUAAGCGAAAUGCCUAAUACUAAACAUGUUAUAUCUUUGUGGUACAUCAUGUCUAAGCUGAGUAGUUGGUUCUCUUUGCCUCUUGGACUGAAAUAUUCGGAGUUUAAGUCCGAGUUUGAAAUGGUGUGCUAUGUGGAAAGUACAGAGGAUUUUGGACAUCUCUGGAGUCAUUUGAUCACAAAAUUUGGACUUGGGUCGGAUAAACACAUCUCUCUUUUAUGGUCAUGUCGAGCAUGCUGGGCUUUUUCAUUUAUUAAGGACUGCUUUGUCGCCCGAAUCACAACAGCUGAAUACAUGAGAUCCGUUGAUAGUUUCCUGAAAGGCGUCUUGAAUGAGCAAACAUGCUUGCAAGUCUUCUUUGAGCAGGUUGGACUUGCUGCAAAGUUGGGUUAUGGAGCCAAGGAGGAUUUACCUUUUGUACAUCUCAAGACGUGCAUGCCUGUUGAGGAACAUGCACAAGGCAUCCUUACUCCAUAUGCCUUUAGUGUGUAUCAGCAUGAACUCGUGUUGUCUGUGCAAUAUGCAAUCAUAGAAAUGGCCAAAGGAUCCUAUGUCGCGCGCCAUUAUAAGAAAGUUGAAGAAGAGUAUCUUCUAUUAUGGAUUCAUGAAGGUGAGCAAAUCCACUGCUCGUGUAAGGGAUUUGAACAGUCAGGAGUCCUGUGCAGGCAUGCUCUUCGACUAUUUGUUACUAAGAAUUAUUUUCAACUUCCAUACCAUUAUUUUCCAAUUAGGUGGAGAUGGGAAAAUUCUUUUUUACCUAUGGAUCAGGAAAGUUCUCGACUGGUCAAAGAAGAGUACUAUCGUGCCUUACAUUCUCUUACAGAUACUCUUCUGACCGAGUCAUUGGUUUCUAAGGAGCGGUUUAACUAUGCCCAUAAGGAACUCACAGCACUCCUUGAUCAAAUUAAAAAUAUGCAUGUUGAUGAAGUUCCAGAAAUAUUAACUAACAAUUUUAGUGAAUCUUAAAUUUUCUCAAUAUGCCUAAUUGUUGCGGAUCAGCUGUCUACAAUAGCAAUUGCUGUGUCUAGCCAUGGUUUACAAGACAUUAGAAGAUUACAAAAAUAAGUCAAUGUAGACUACUUUGCAAAUUAAAUUGUGGUUGGAAUACGGGUUCAAGUAAAUAGAAUUGUCAGAUAUGGAGCUAUGGUGUUGCGUUGUCUUCCAUGACUUUUGUGAUGGUGUAAUGUGAAUUCUUAUAAAGGAACGUACAGGAGAAAAAAACUGCUGUUUCUGUACAAUGCAUGUUAUGUUACUGAUUCUUAAUCUUUGAGAAAUGAUUAUAUGUAGUUCUAGAUCUUGUAUUAGUUAGUUACUCUCAUUGUAAUUGAAAUUGGUGGAUAGUAAUGUACUUGUACAUCGUGGAAUCUCUUUGCUACAAGGAUCUAAUGAAUCAGUCUUUGUCAAAAAUGAUUCAGAAUAAAGUCUUCUGUUUGUCUA